GUUGUGAAAACAUGCAGGUGGGACCUGGGGCACAGGCUGUGGGCAGCCCAGCUAGGCUGCAUCAGCACCCUGCUCUGAGGGAGCUGUGGCUGCCAUGGCAGGAGGAAGUGUCUGCAGGUGCUUGCCCCAGGUGGGCUUUGUAGGUUGGGGGCCAGGGCCAAGGGUGAUUUCCUCCUGCUUCUGGCCAUUAGGAGCUAAUGUGAGCAUUGUAAUAUUAAUUUUAAAAGCCUCACGGGCCUUUGCAAAACAGACUUUGCCGAUUUGUUAAACCUCAGAUUUUGUUCGCAAUGCUAGCAUAGAGUGUUCAGGAAUUCAUGGACAUCUUUACUCUGUUGUAUGCUACAAGGUGUUUCUGAUUAAAUUUAUUUCACAAACUUGAGUUCAUUAAAUAGAUGAACAAUUCUCAUAGACUUAGUGCCAGAAAAAUAGUCACCUCUAAGCCAAAGCCCAAGUCCACAAGCCUCUCCGCUGCUAAGCUGUGCUGAUCAUGAUGCACUCCGGCAGUCUGCGUACAAUGUGCAGUACAAUGACCCGAGUCUAAAUUGAUCCUCAGAAAAUGUAAGUUCUGGAGCUUCCUGUUCUGCUGAUUGUGUUGGACACAGUGUAUCAUACUUCCCCCAAAGAGCUAGAUACAGCUACAGGUAUUCAGCAGUCACCAACACGUUCCUGCAGGAGAGUAUUUAUAAAAGCAGUGGCAUCUCUUUGGAGAGCACAGUGAUCAUUGAAGUAUUGGGGAACUGCCAGAUGGUUUUGAAAGUGCAAGAUGUACAGAUCAAGAAAAGUCUUGCAUCCAGAGAAGAGUCUCUGAAGGAAAUGGACACUCUAAGUUGGAGCAGCAGAUCCUGUCUUCUAAACUGGAAUGUGUUCAGAGCGUUAAGGAUGGAGUCCUGGCAGAAGCCAAGUGUACUGAAUCCAACCUCGUUGCAUUUUCUCAGAAAAGGUGGCAGGGUAAAGACAGAGACUCAGUCUUCGUUGAAACUCUUUCAAGUGGAAGCAGAGACACUGUACAAAAAAGUGGGCUCCAAGGAUCUAUAUAUGACCAGCAUGCUCUGUGAAAGGGAACAAACCAAGAAGGAGGUCACUGGGAAGGAAGUGACCAACCUAUUGUGGAAGCUUUGCCUAGCACAUAGUACGAGUUUUGAGACUGAGGACCUUUUCAUGACUCUCGUGUUUGACCUUCGACAUCUUUCUCUUGAAGCCUUAAAAACAAAGCAAAGAUCUUCGUUUAAGUGCAGAGACAACUGGCAGCCUUUAAUAGAUGCUCUCCCAUCUUGUGCUACGGAAGCAUGCGUUAUCCUAAUGAAAGAAAUUAUAGCUUCCAGAGAAGUUGAAGAAGACAAAAUGGAAUAUUUCUUAUGGUCAUUUUCAUUCAUUCCUAAGCCCACCUCAGGCAUGAUUGAAUCUCUUGCUCCUUUGCUGAAGUCAUCCGGAGCAAGCCAGAGCUGCUUCUUAGGAGUGACUGCUCUCUUACAUCGGUUUUGUUCAGCUCACAGCUCUUGUGAUGGUGUGCCUGCUGUGCAGAGUAUGAUGAGGACACUUGGAGAAUUUUUGGGAGGAAACUGUACCGUGCAAGAUUCAGAAGGUUUGAGCCAGAUGCAGCUGGUUCUAAAAGCUAUUGGAAAUGCAGGAAUGGCAGCAGCUUCACUUGCUCCUGUUUUGAGCCUGUGUGCUUCCCUCCAAAGCAAUCCAACUGAAAUUUGUCUACCUGCUAUCCAGGCAUUCAGACACAUUCCCUGUUCUGUUAGGAAUGCUGUAUUACUUGAGCUGUAUCAAGCAGCCAGUGAAAAUGUGGAAAUAAGGAUUGCUUCUUACUAUAUAGCAAUGAAAUGUCCAAAUGAAGAGUUGCUUAAACAAGUACAAAAGAGUUUGCUAAAAGAAACUUCCAGUCAAGUGGGUUCCUUUGUUUGGAGUCAUCUCUCUCAGCUCCUGGAGACAGAUGAUCCACUGAAGAAACACCUUCGAGAUUCUAUUCCCAAUGAUAUCCUAAACAGAGAUUUUGACUGGGAGACAUGGAAAUACUCCUCAUAUUCAGAUGUCACAUUCCAAUCAGCUGGUGCAGGUGCAAAUAUGGAAGCAUCAGUGGUCUUUUCUCCUGAAUUUUUUGUACCACGAUCAGUCAUGACAAAUUUGACUGUUCACCUUAUGGGGCAGGCUAUAAAUCUACUGGAGGUUGGUGUAUGGUUAGAGAAUGCUGAAGCUCUCAUGCAGAUUUUUGGGCAGAAGUUUGAUACUUUUGGUGACAAUUUUUUUGCAAACACCAACGAAAGAAACCACAAGUCAGGACACCCUGUGCAAACAACAGGAAAAGUCAAGCAGAGGAAGCUGACUUUUAAGCAAUAUAGUCCUGCUGAUCAUCUUGUAACUAUGGCUGGCAAGCCAAAGUUGAGAAAAGCUAACCAGAAUUGGCCACAUCAAAAGUAUAGCAAGAUGAGUGAGUUAGUGAAGAAGGUAAUUGACAGUGUCAUGACUUGGAAAUUUAAUAUAAACAUCCUUCUCUUCCUGAUUUAUUUAUCAUGUCAGUUCACUGAGAGAAAGGUGAGAAAGGAGGAGAUGAAAUGCAAGCUAAGCAUGAAAAUCUUUGGAAAUGAAGGUAGCUUUUUGUAUUGUGAAGAUUUAAAAAAGCAAAUGAAACAUUAUUCUUUAAAUCUGGCUGAACUUGCUGUCAAACUUCUGAAGGGACAAGAGAUCCAGCUUAAUAAAAGGGUUAGUUUAGCCACGGAAGAAUUGCAGUUUCCAGUAAUUUCAGGCUUUCCUGUUCAACUGGCAAUCAAUGCCUCUGCUGCUAUCAAUGUUAAAAUGAAAGGCAAAGCAGACUUCAAAGAACGGUCAAAUUUCUUUGUAAAUGACAUCAAGCCCAGUGCCUUUAUCCAGAUUUCUGUUCAAAUGGGAACUGUGGGGACUGUUGGACAAGCUGGCCUAAGCUGGUUAACAGGAAUAAGGACAUCUACUAGUCUUGAUGGGGGAAUCCAGGUUAAAAAGGGGCAAGAGCUCAAAAUUGUUUUGAACACCCCAGAAGAAUCUAUGGAGAUAAUUAAUUUCAGCUCUAAACUCUUCUUCACAAUGGUGGAUGAGACUGAACGUUUUGAUAUUUUCCAAGACCACAUGGAAAGCAGAUCUUGUACUGGGAAGGAAGCUAGUGCUUUGCUUUAUCCUCUUGCUGGACCUUCAAGAGUGGCUGUCACAUUAACUAAACAAGACAGAGGCCUACAGCAGUACCUUGUGGAAGCUGCAUAUAACUAUGUUCCUCAGAAAAAAAUUGAGAUUGAUGGGAAAAUUGAUUCUUCUAAGAAUUCACGAAUUGGACACCUGGUGUUGAUAAUAGAUGACCAAGAUGUAUAUUACAUUAAGGGUAUGACAGAUUCGCAAAUACUGAAUGGAGAGCAGAGAUAUAUGACCCAAGUGGAGUUAAAGCUGGUAAAGCAAAGCAGUCCUGUCAUUCUGUCAGGAAACAUCACAAAACAACUUGUCAAGAAGAUAGCUUUUUCAGUAUCCCUGAAUAAUCUGUUGAAGGAUGCUGCAUUUCUAUCAGCAUUUCUGGAGAAAAAGUUUGAUGAUAAGCUGAGGCAGUACUCAUUGGAAGGGAAGACAUACCUUCCAGGUGUUCUUGGAGUUCACGUCAUUGGUCUUCUCCAGCAACGUGAGGGCUUGUGGUCUCAUGAUCUGAGGAUAAAAUACAGAUUUCUAGGUACAGUGAAAAAGAAGGAAAGAGAGGCAAAAAGCCUUCAUCAUGAAUGCAGGAUGGGGCAAAAAGUUGAAGAGAAGAUAAGUGCACAUGACUUGUACAAACUGGAUGUUGGCCAUGAAUUUCAUUGUAUGCAGACUCCAACCUAUAAUCACAAGGUUCACCUGAAACAUGAUGUGAGUGCAUUUUGGCUUUCCUCCCAGAUGGAAGUGAACUAUGGGAAACACUGGAAUAAAAUAAACUAUAAGAAGAAACUACUGAUCAGCCAAACAUUUAAGAAUAGUUCCAGUUUUUUACUAGUCAAGUUUAGUGUGCAAGUCGUGGAAAAGCAGAUGAGUUACAGAACCCAACUGCAGCACUCGCGCAGCUCUCAGAAUUAUUUGUAGAGCAACACCAACUUUAAGGUGCAGUAUGAUGACUGCAUGCCAUUUUUGGCUGGACUGCAAUGGAAAGAUGUAUCCAGAAAUGGCCUGAAGAAGUGGGAAGGAGAAUUAAGUAUGGACACCCCAUGGCUAUAUCUGCAUGCAGCUCACAAAAUACAUCAGCCUCAGCAUUCUGUUUAUUUAUUGACUAUGGAACUGACAAUUGGCAAAGUUCUCUCCAUUAAAAAUCUUGUAGUGGAACUAUCCUGUAAAGAUCAAAGCAAUGAAAAGGAGGGGAAAUUUCACAUUUACAUGUUGCGAAGCACGGACGAAAUCUUUUUCAUAGGAAUUCUUCCACUUUCUGUGAAAGGAUUAGAUAUCCCUUGGGCCUCCACAUUUAAUCGUCUUGAGAGAAAUGUUCUGCACAGCUAUACUGAAAUGGUAUCUUUGUGGAAUCAGCUUGUGAAGAAUGAGAUUCAUUUGGAGAAUAAUGAAAAAGACAAAUUUCUUUGCUUUAAGAUAAAAAGCACAAAACAAAACUUCACAGCCAGCUAUCAAAUAGAAGAACUGAAGAAGGAGAAGAUGCUCUAUCAAAAACGUGGAACAGUUUAUUUCAGGCAUCCUUUUAAACUGCUGAUUUUGCAGACCUUUUUUCUGCAGGAGACAUUUACUGUUGACAAACAGCAAAAGCACUACUUUUUGGAAAAAAAAGUUUUGAUAAAUGGUCUGGAGGAAUCAAUUCAAACUCUUAUACUUGGCUACCAACCUGAAACCCCCUAUAUUUGUGCUGGCUUACCUCAUCCUUAUAACUACAGCUUGUUCCCCAGAGAUGUUGAAAUAUGCAUUGUGAAGCAUGAGGUUGAGACUACCUUGAAAGUCAACAAGCAAGGUGUUCUCAGCUUUCUGGGAAGAUACCAGGACAAAUCCAGUGACAUAGACUUCAGACAUCUUUUACAUGUGAAUAUGAUGCACUCAUUCCAGCUUGAGUAUCCACAAGCAAUGGGCCUAAGUGGGGAGCUAUUUUCUAGGCGGACCAAUCCAGAACAUUUUGACUACAGGGUGAACGUAAAAGCGAUCAUCAACAAGACCAUGUCUUCACAGGCCCAAGCAGCACUGAAGAGUUGUGAUGAAAACAAGCUCAAUGGCUCUCUUUACCUUCAUUUUAAUGGAGGGGAUGUGCUGAUGCUGGAAGUUGAUAUGAACAAAGAAAAUAGGAAGAAUGCUAGAGGUGUUGAACUGAGGGCUUUUCUCCACCAAGCAAUCCUUACAAGCCCUGAAUCAGUACAGCUCCAGCUCAUGUGCAAAAUGUUUCCAUCGAGAUGGGACCUUACUGGCAGUUUUUAUCUCCGUCUUUUUAGACUUCUGAUAUCUUCUGUGAUAAAAUUUAAUGAGAAUGGGCUUCAUGUGGGAGCCCAUUUCAUGGGAGCCAGACAGCAGAAAGUUGGUUUUGUCUUGUCCCUAAAUGGAAGAGUCCAACACACGUUUUCUGGAUUCAAGACUAUACCUCAUCUCCUUUCUCUGAAUGGAUUACUAAAGCACAAAAACAACAUUCACAAUGGUAACAUCAAUUUGAUGAUCAACAAUGCACUGUAUGGAUUCCAUCUCAGGAGCAGAAAUGUGUUUGGGAACAUCACCAUACGCAAUAUCACUUUCACUAUGUUUCAGAAUGGCAGUCAGGCAAUCCCAGUGGAAGCAAAACUGACAGGACACCUGGAGCUGAGUAAAGAGAUGAAAAGAGGUCUAGUUAGCUUCCACAUGGAUGAGAAGGCCCUUUUUGUAGAUUUUUCCAAAGUCAUGAGUCAUGGACACAAUAGAGUCUCUGGGACUUUCACACAUAAUAUCAGCUCUUUAAACAAUGCAGGUAUGAAGAAAUCUCUGACUAAUUUCACCACAAAGAUUGCUGCAUUGAUAACGACCACCAUAGAGACAGAACAGCUCAAAACUGAAAUAGAGAUGAAAACCACUGGCAGUGCCAUGGAAAUUUCUCUUUCACUUCAUCACGAUGUGGGAGGACUGAUUAACAUCGUUCCGUGUAUACUACAGAAUCCAACAAGGGUUUCACUGAAUGGGUCGAUGAUUACCAGCGACUUUAGUGUCAUCAUCUUUGGACACAUUUCCUUUAAUGACAUGUUUGCCUGCCUGCAACUUCAUGCCAGCACUAACAUCCAGCCUCAUUUGGAAAUUGACUUCCAGCAUUCCUUGCCUCAGCUUCAAUCUCUGGGUAUUUCCAAAGAGAAUCAAAUGAAAGUGUCAGCUAUCAGAAGUGACAAAUAUAAGGGGAUGCUUGAUGUCAUCUUCGGGCCUUGCAGUUUCAAAGCUGAUGGAGAAAGAAUGGGACUGCCACAUGCUGUAGCCUUUGGGGGCUCAUUUCAAAAGAACACCUGCAAUAUUGACUUGUUGAUGAACCUCCAGUAUGAUGGCAAAACAGUUGAUGUGCAGAUGGAUACUUCCUGCAAAAACAAAUAUGCCUUCCAAGGGAUGCUCAGGCUUUCAGUUCCCUGGACGAGUCAACUUGGGCUGCCUUUUGAAAACUCUGUCCUGUUCUCUGCUUCCACAGAGUCCACCACUGGGGGCAUUUUGUUGCUGCAGGCUGGCAAAUGCAAACUUAAGGCUAGAGGAGAUCUCUGUAUACAGAAUAAAGCUGAAUGGACACUGGAAACAGAAUGUCAGCUUCUGCAGGAUCUUGGAGCACCAGUAAAAAUUGAUGGUUCGGGCUAUAUUUUAAUGGAUAAAAUGAACCUAGAUUCACAGACCUUCAUCAUUGUUGAUGAAAGUAAAUUACAAGUACUCCUUAUACUAAACAUCACUGAUAUUAGAGAAGAACUGAGCCUUGUCCAGAAGUUGGGUGUAGUGUCUCUGAACUACAAACUUACUCAUAACAUAGAGGCACUGAAGGCUUUGCAGGUAGAAGAGAGGAUUGAGUUGCAGGCUAUUUUGAACCUGAAAGUGAUCAAGAGAUUGAGUAUUAAAGUGCGUUAUGGUGCUCACUUGACAGUUCUUGAAGGGCAUAUCCAGGAGUCUGAAACAAUUACCAAUGUAACAGGAAAUUUCAAGCAUACUUGGCCAUGGCUGAUACAAGCCAUAAUCCCAAAAUCUAUACAGGUAGAUGUGUUUUUUCAAGGAAUAAAUGCUACUCAGGAAAGAUAUAUGCAUAUUGCAGCUGGAGAAACAUCAAUCACAUACAUAACAAACUCUUACUAUGUUGGUCACCAAAUGGAUAUCUUUUGCCAGAGUGUACAUAAUAACGAGGUGCUACAGGCAUCUGGCUACCCUAGGGCAAUCAGCUUGAUUCUCAGUUUACAGAUAUCAGAAAACAAAACCAAGACUACAUGUGAAGUACAAUAUGAUGACAAAGAUAUAACCAUGGAUAUGGAUGUUGAUACCAGCUUUGAGCUCUAUGGUUUAUUUGAAUUCAUGGCAGAGGUGAAGCAUUCAAUAUCACUUCUCCAUCAACUGGGACUCCCCUUCUUCCUUCAGGUAAUAAACCAUAGAUCUUUUGCUGUACUUGUGACUGAAAAUGAAUUUGAAGGAGCUCUGAAGCUGGCCUAUGAACAAAACAGAAACUUCUCCUUUACCAUUAGUAGCAAAAAUGACCAGCAAAGUGAAGAGUUGAAUAUAAAAGCACUCCAGAAUCUCCCCUUCUUUCUACAGUACAUCCCCAGUGCAACAGAACUAUCUACUAAGGUAAACUCUGACAAGAGUGAAGUAAAAGGCAAACUCUACCUCAGCAUAGAAAAAAAGGAUUUUAAUGCUACAGCUAAGCUAACUUUCACUGGAACCAGCUACACCAAUGUCAUUGAAAUAAUACAGACAAUGUCCCAGUUAAAAAAUCUUCCAGUGCAGCUUGUGUUCAUGACAGUUUACCAAAAAGGCAACAGAACAUGUAUGCUGAGGCAAAUUGCUCUGUGGGAUGGCAAAGAGGCAAAGAUAACAGGCACUUACACAGGACUCUUUCCAAAGUUGCAUGGAGGUCAUGACAUUCAGGUGGAGCUUUUCUGUCCUUUUUCCAUGACCUUCCCAUGGCAUGUGAAGGUGAAGUUGUAUAUGAAGCAUUCAACAUGCAGUCUUUGGGAUGACCUGACCGUCAUUUGGAAGGAAAAGGACCAGGUACAGGAGCCCACAGAAGAUAUGUGUGGGGGGAUUUACUGGAGCAGAUUCUGGGCCGGACCUGUAGCCCGUGGAGAGGAGCCCACUCAGGAGCAGCUGCAGCUAACGUGCAAUGGUGGGCAGCCUACUGACAUCCAACUGACCCUGGAGGAUAAAUCAAGGACAAACAUCACUGGCUGGAAUGGGUGUGUGUCAGGCUCUUCAAGACAGCUUCAAGGAAUAUUAAGUAUAGAACACCUUCAUGCAUGUGGGUCUCUAGAAGAAACAUCAGCAUCAUUUAAGGAAUAUCUAGAUCUGAACUGGGAUGACAAAAAGUUCAAACACAAUUUAACUUAUGAGGUAAAAGAAGGCUGGUGUAUCUCUUAUAAAAAUCAAUUCUUAUAUCCUGAUAAAUUUCAGUUAGAAGCUGUUAUGGAAAACAUUUUCCUGACUUCAUGCACCAAACAGAAUAUUCUGGGUAAAAUAGAAACAAACUAUUCAUCUUACCUGGAUUAUUACAUGAGCUUUGAUUUCUGCAACAUUCCAAAUAUAAGAACAAAUGUGUUUUUCCUUUAUGGCUGCAUUUUAUUAAAAGGCUCUGAAGACACUUGGCUAGGCCUGACAGGAACUGCUACUUCCUCAGCUGUUCAGAGCCAAAUCCUGGUGGAGGGGAUUAUUGAUCAAAAAGAGAAAGUAAAAGUAGCUGCUUCUAAAGGAAAGGAGUGUUUGCAGUACUACGUGGGGUAUUUGAAAGGUAUGUACCUUCAGAGCUACCAAUGGUAUGAAGAGGCAGGAGGAAAGGUUGUGUCUUACUAUCUCAACAUUAAUGGUGAAAGGCAAGAAAACGUGGGACAAAUUACUCUGACAGCUGUUAAUGAAAGCUUAAAUUUUCUGGUUCAUGGAUGUGGGGAUCCAGUUCUUAAGGCUGAGGACAAAAUUAAUGAAAUUGGGAACAUUCUCAAAGCCAGACUGAUUGAGAAGAUAACGAAGCUUGAUGGAUAUAUCUGGAGACUCAGGAGAUCACAAAGUGGAAUCAAGCAGAUACUAAGAAGCAAGCUCCCACUUUACCUGAAAAAAAUUCAAGACGCUGUCCAGCAAAUGCAGAAUGAAUUGCAAAACCCAUUAGCAACUUUGAAAGAUGCCUACUAUGAUGUAACCUUAAAGCCACUGGAUGAAGUUUGGCAGGAGAAGACAGAAGAGUACAUGAAAAAAGUCCAGGCAUUUUUGCCCAGGAUUAUAAAAGAUGUUUGGCUAAUGGAGCCAAUCCAGAUGACAUUAAGGACUGUUAAAAUAGGCUUGGAUAUGACCACACAGCAGAUGCUCAGGUGGGCAGAGGCCAUGGUUUCUAGAGCUGUGAGCAAGAUCUGGAAGCCCUUACACAACCUUUACAGUUUUUCAGCCAGGAACUGUUCAGUGGCAGUGAAACUGCCAGUACUUCCUAAAGCAUACUGUUCUCUGGAUCUGGCAAAUAUUACUAAUUAUCUCAUUGAAGAAAAGCUAAUGAGGCCUCUCAAAGAUCUCUACAACAUCAACAUGGUUGCAGAGUAUUAUAGAUUCAAACAAAGGAUGAUGGAGAGUCCCUUUGAACAUGCUAUGUUAAUGGGUAACAGGCAUGUUAUGACUUUUGAUGGAAAAAUUUAUGAUUUGGCAACAAAAUGCAGCGUCCUUCUUGCCAAGGAUUUUCUUCACAAUACUUUCACUAUUAUACUAAAUGAGGAAAUCAGUGAUCCACGAUCGCUGUAUGUGGUGAUGAACCAGAGCGUGAUCAAUAUCUAUCCAAGACUGAAGAUGUCUAAAGUAUCUGUGGUAGAGAACUGCCAAGGACUGGAUCAAUCCCUUGAAAAGAGUACCAGUGAUUCAAGGAAAGAAACCAACAAAAUAGAAAUAUCUGAUCACAAAGGAGUUUCUGUCUCUUGUGACUUUCAGUAUGAUCUCUGUACUGUCACUCUGGCUGGAUGGCACCAUGGUAUUUCAGCUGGACUUUUUGGUACCAAUGAUAAUGAAGCUGGAAAUGAAUGGAUACUUCCUAAUCUUUCUUUCUUGAAUGAAACUGUACAUGACACAGAAAGCAAGCAAAAGAAUCAGGUUAAAUCUGACCAGGUAGCUAAGCCUCAAGCAAAAGCAGUCAGUCACCCUGAAUUCCUGGAGUCACCUCACAUUGCAUUACAAACUCAGUCUGGAAACUUACUACCAGGAGCUUUGCUACAGCUACCUCAAAACACCACCUUGCAGAUAGUCAAUGAAGCUCUUGUGUUACAAGACCAGCGGCUGUCCAAAAUGAGGGGAUUAGUGAGCAAGUGCAGUCUCACACAGAAGAAUGUGAAGCCAUGUCCAAUUACAGAUAAGGAAAAAGUCUGUAAGGAGUUUUUUGAAGAAGCACAUUCUUGUCUCAGGAACUGCUUCAAAGUUGUGGACCCCAAACCAUUUACAUCAUGUGUACAUAUGACGUGUGCCUCAAAGAAGAUGAAGGCUGCAUGCAGUUUAGCAGCAGCUUUUGUUCAUUUGUGCAACUGAAAUUUUGUUCCUGUGGAAAUUCCUCCUCAGUGGUAAGUGUCUUCAUUCUGAAUAUUCUGACUGCAUUGUUCCAAUACUUUCAUAUCUGAUAUUCAAGAUCACACAAGAAAAUGAAACUAAUGAAUCUGACUAUGGUGUGAGUAAAAACAGUCCUAUUCCAGAAUUAAUUCUCCUUGCUCCUUUUCCAUCUUAUCUAUCCUUUCUGCUGCUUACUCAGAAGCACAGCAUAACCUAUCUGAUUCAUACUCUAAUGGCUUUCUUAUUUCCUCCUAAAUUGCUUUGUAGAAUAAAGCAGAGGGGAUACUUGUAGUAUAUAAAGGAAUUUCAUGAGGAGUUCCAAUUCGCAGAUACUAAUUUUGUUUCAACCUUUUUUUGGUCUAAAUAUUGCAUGUGGAUGCAUAGUAACAGUAUUAUUGUCGUGGUUCUGCUCGAGUGGGUAGCCGAGCUCCACCACAGCCGCUCUCUCACUCCCCCUCCUCAAAGAGGAAUGGGGAGAAAAUAUGUGAAAAG
Anas platyrhynchos (mallard) is the source of this 11154-nucleotide messenger RNA. The record is from RefSeq and is a predicted model, not a curated record. Lineage: Eukaryota; Metazoa; Chordata; Aves; Anseriformes; Anatidae.